GUGUCCUCAGUCCAGUUGUCUUGCCCCUAACCUCUCCUUGGAUAGAUAAAAAAAUGACCAGCACAGUCCUAACACCAGGUACCAUCCUUACACGUCAUCCUGCCUGUUCACCUUUGAGCUCAGUCUGCUGUUGGCAGGUUUGUCAUAUCACCUGUGGACACGGGGGCCUGGUGAGAGAGGGUGGGCAUCACCCAUCAUUGAUAAAACGUAGAUGUGAUUAGAAGUGCAAAGUUCAUAGUCUAAAGAAACAGACGGCAGUAGUGUAGGCAUACACGGUUUGCAUAGAACAACUGAGAAGGUGGGGGACACUGAGCACACGAAGGGGAAGUUGAGCAGGGCACUGAAGGCAUUCAGCAGAGGACACAGGAAGCAGACACACCUAUCCACUGGUUUAUUAUUAUUAUUUAUUAAGGACAAAAAAAUGGACAUUCUGGAAACGGAUGCGUACGAUCGAAGACAGCGCAGGGCCACGUCUGUCUUUCUAUUCCUUUCCCUCCUACCCUUCUUCCUCUCCACUUCUGCAUACUUUUACCUGUGGAUUCCUGAAUCCAACCCCUCUGCCUUUGCUGCAGCAGUGAAGUCCAUUCCUGUGAUCUCAUUGGCUGCCCUGGUGCUGUGUUACCAAGGAGGGAGGAGCUUGUGGGGUGUAGCUGGAGGCCUACUCUUCUCAGCAGGGGGAGACAUUUGCCUUAUAUGGCAUGAAAUGUUUCUCUAUGGUUUGACUUUAUUUGCUGUGGCCCACCUCCUGUACGCAGCUGCAUUCCUCUCCCACCGUUACUCCCCUGCGCCCUGCUCCUGCACCUCAGUCUUUCUGUCCAUCCCACUGUGGCUGCUGGGGGCAGGAGUGUACUUUUACAUGUAUCCUUAUCUACAGAAGCAAGAGGACGCCGACAUCAUCACUCUGGCCGUUGCGGGUUACACCCUUUUAAUAGUAACCAUGGCAACUCUGGCUGUACGCACCCAUCGCCCUUCAACCUUCUUGGGCAGUCUGAUAUUCAUAGUCUCUGACCUGAGUCUCGCCCUGCAAGUCUUUAAAGUCAUUGAUCAAGCACCUGCUGGCAGAGCUGUCGUCAUGACGACUUACUAUCUGGCACAACUGCUGAUUGCCGUGGGAGACGUGUCGGCGAAUGGCGACCAGGGCGGCGGGCUUGGAAAGAGGAAGAGGAUGUAGGAUCUGUUAGGAGUAUGGCGGGCCAGGAACGGCUGCAGAAUCCCAAACGGAGAAUCCUGCACAGCCACGUGCCCCGGACAUCUCUAACGUUCCUGCACCUUCCCCAGCAUGCAAAAAAAAUUCUUUUUAAAUGAAUCCAUUACCAGAACCAUUGUGAACAAACUUUAUUGAAAUAUCAGUGUAUAUAUGAAAACAGAGAUUCCAUGUUAUCCCUGUUGUCAGUAAGUCGUGUGUAACUCAUCAGAGGCUUAAAUGAAAAGCGGAUAGUCACUUGAGCAAAAUUGCAUGAGUAUCUGUUUGUCUGCCUAAUAAAGUGGCAAAGAGGACUUCA
Brienomyrus brachyistius is the source of this 1502-nucleotide messenger RNA. RefSeq names its product transmembrane protein 86B (gene tmem86b). The transcript is spliced from 3 exons. Gene Ontology annotation, cellular component: membrane. The coding region runs from base 422 to 1171 and encodes 249 amino acids. The record is from RefSeq and is a predicted model, not a curated record. NCBI's taxonomy places the organism in Eukaryota, Metazoa, Chordata, Actinopteri, Osteoglossiformes, Mormyridae.